Molecule: messenger RNA, 528 nt
Organism: Hypanus sabinus (Atlantic stingray)
Lineage: Eukaryota; Metazoa; Chordata; Chondrichthyes; Myliobatiformes; Dasyatidae
Product: trafficking kinesin-binding protein 2-like
Exons: 2
Coding region: 16-513 (165 amino acids)
Biological process (GO): neurogenesis; anterograde axonal transport of mitochondrion
Cellular component (GO): dendrite
Molecular function (GO): signaling receptor binding
Source: RefSeq, a predicted model, not a curated record
GACUAGAGGGGCUGAAUGGACUGGUGUGCUCUCGCUUUGCAGGUUCUGGGAAGGGAGCUGAGCGAGGGGGUGCCCCCUGACCGCCGGCGAACUGGAAGGCUGCCCGCUGAAUGGGAGCCCAACGCCGCGGGAAACCCUGACAAGCUGGAUCCCCCGCCCCCCAGCCAGACCGCGGCCGCCCCCCUCUCCCGCUACCGCCCCAGCUUCAGCAUCGGCAGCGACCGGCUCCACCUGGCUGAGAAUGACGGCGCGCUCCCGGCGAGCCGCCUCGGCAGACAGUCCCGAGAUGUGGGGACGAUCACCGACGUCUGUUACAGCGAGAACGUCCCGGAGGUGGAGAUAUUCAGCCUCCUGGAGGAAGGGGUGCCGAGGUACACACUCAGGGCCGACACCGUCUACGGCUACAGCCACGACGACUGGCUGCACACUCCGCUGCUGAGCCCCGACCUUGACGUCAGCCUCACCCAGGAGCAGAUCGAGGAGACUCUCAAAUACUUCCGUGAGUGGGGGUAAUGAGCGGGACGAGGG